AUGUCUGCACUGCUGACACAACUUCAACAGGAUAUUGAUGAAGUACUCCAGAGACAACUCGGAGUGCCCGUGAGGCGGUACUUUGUUGCAGCUGCAGCGGACGACGGGACGCCAUGCACCUUUGUGAGCGGUGGCCAGAAACUGCCUGGUGCCGACCUCAUGCUAGACGACUCAUUCAACCAAGAUGAGCCCGUUUUUAAUCGUCACGUCUUUAGUCGAAGCCGGCCAGGAGAUCGUCGGAGAAGCUCAGCUUUGGCCGACUGGGGCAGCCCAGCUCGCUCUGGCCGCAAACGACCCAGACCUCGGAACCCUUUGAAUGAGGAUGAGGACACACAGAUGACUGUAUCUUCACGGCGCGGUAUCAGGAUUGGUGACUCGGGCGCUGUUUGGGGGUUCUAUGAGCAGCGGUUCAAAAACUGCCAGCAGACAGCUUGCAAGCUCAUCGCGAAAGCCUGGGUUAAGGCCGUCGAACCCAAGAAACAAUCGACUCACCCUUACACGGGAAGCGACGAAAAAGCGCCUGACUGGUGGCCCAAGCCAUGGGGCCCAACCAAAGACGACAAAGUUCGCCAUAAAGAACCGGAUCACUUGUAUAAACGAGAACGUGUUCAUCUACUUGCACAUAUCCUUCGAAUCGUUUUAGAGCCUAAUGGUAAACAGCACCCCGACAUUCGAAAGCUUGGACUGAAUGUGUCCAAGCUGGAGGAAAUCACCGCGGAAGCUCUUUCGUCAUUUUUCAUGGACAAUGAUGCCAACGCGCGCAAGAAGCCGUUUUUGACCGAAAUUUUCAAAGUCGCUCGACAGGAGGAACGGUACAAGCUGGGCGAAAUCGACGGCUCGACUGAGAUCUACGUCAUGUCCGAGGAUAAGGUCCCGGAAAACUACGUGUCUGAGAACGACGAGACGGGGUCUUUCAUCAAGGAGGAUGAGGAUAUCGAACCUACAGCAAAGCCACCCACGGCAAUUAGUAGUGCAAUGCGUCCGUCAGUGCGCACAGACGCAGCUACCUUGUCUGGCUUAUCGGGACCUGGAGACGCUUUUAUCGGCGACCUACCGAUGCGUGGCUCGCAAUUCCAGCCGCCAAUGAUGAACGACAUUACCCCACAGCACAGUUAUGUUGACAACGGCCCUAUGCAAGUUCAUGGCCAAGCCGGUGUUUCUACUGGUUCUAGCCUGACUUUAGAGCUUGUACCGAGCCCGCACGAUGUCAGCCGCAGACCAUCUGUCUUUAGCGAAUUUCCCAGCCCCGGCGGUACCAUGUACUCGCAACAAUGGCAGACCAGCUCCAAUGGAACUAACGGAUCGCCCAUGUAUGCCUACGCAUCACAGCAACCGAACCUGGAAGCGGGGCCAUUUGUGUCGCCGGGUGUGGCCAUGGAUCCAAACCAGUCCUUUAUAACGGCGUCAUUCGAGGACGCGCCUCGUCCGGGCUACAACGGUAGUCAACCAGGCAUGUUUCGACCGGAUGAGAUGUCACAAGGCAACGUCGCGCAGACCGCUGGCUACAACUAUGUUACCAACGACGGUCGAAACAUGAUACCACAGGUAGUGGAGAAUGGUAGUAGAACUGCCAUGCACUAG
Messenger RNA from Cordyceps fumosorosea ARSEF 2679, 1581 nucleotides. RefSeq lists its product as hypothetical. The transcript has 3 exons. Bases 1 to 1581 code for a protein of 526 amino acids. NCBI's taxonomy places the organism in Eukaryota, Fungi, Ascomycota, Sordariomycetes, Hypocreales, Cordycipitaceae. The record is from RefSeq and is a predicted model, not a curated record.